AUGCGACUAAAUAGAUUUGAAGUGUUACUUCGCCACAUCCAUUUCAACCAUAAUGCUAAUAUUGAUCGCAGUGACCGACUUUACAAAAUUCGCCCUCUACUGAACUCACUGAAUGAGAAUUUCAAAAAACAGAGAGGUUUGGAUGAACAUCUUUCAAUUGAUGGCAAACACUAUGCCAAACAGUACAUCAAGGGCAAGCCAAUAAGAUUCAAAAACUGGGCUCUAUUAUGCAGUAGUAAUGGGUACAUGAUUUCUUUUGAGAUUUACACUGGCAAAUCAGAUGCAGAAAAAGUUUUUGGUCUUGAUGGAGACGUAGUUAUGUCCUUACUACAUAAAUCGGAAGUGCCUUCUAACCAGGGAUAUAAAAUUUUUGUUAAUAAUUAUUUUACAAGCCUGAGUUUACUAAACCAUCUCUCGGAAAAUAAAAUUUGUGCAACGGCAACAGUAAGAGAUAUUCGAACGGAAAAGUGUCCAUUUCCUGAAAGUACUUCAUGGAAAUCAAAACCAAGGGGAAGCCACAGUUUUGUUUCUUGUGAUAACGUUACUUUUGUACAAUGGAAGGACAACAAGGCUGUGACAUUGGGUACCAACUUCGAAAGUAAUGACAUUGUUACCACAUCUAGAUGGUGUAAGGAAACUAAAACUAAAAAACAAAUUCCACAACCAAAAAUUAUAGCUGGAUACAAUAAACACAUGGGAGGAUUUGAUAAAAUGGAUGGGCUGAUUGCUUUGUAA
Anthonomus grandis grandis is the source of this 735-nucleotide messenger RNA. Its product is annotated as piggyBac transposable element-derived protein 3-like. The record is from RefSeq and is a predicted model, not a curated record. Bases 1 to 735 code for a protein of 244 amino acids. The transcript has a single exon. Lineage: Eukaryota; Metazoa; Arthropoda; Insecta; Coleoptera; Curculionidae. Gene Ontology annotation, molecular function: sequence-specific DNA binding.